UGAGUGACGACGUAAAAGUAGUCUGUAAGAAAACUAUAUAAAUUACCUACACCGAACAUAUUAAUUAUUAUCAUAUUGAUACAUACAGUAUAUGUGUGGACAGAUAUUAAACCUUUUUUAUUUCUCAUAAAAUAAUGGCUAAAUUCGUAGUCUUGAUAUCUGUAGUAUUACUUAGUGUAUACCUUACAGAACAAGCACAUUUCUUGAGUAAAGAUUAUAUAAACAAAAUUAACGAAGUUGCUAAGACUUGGAAGGCUAAACAAAAUUUUCCCGAAAAUACGCCCAAAGAACAAAUCGUUCGGUUAUUAGGCUCAAAGCGUCUCUUAGGCAUUCCCAAAAGUCCAAUCAAGGAAAAUGAUAAAUUGUACAUGGAUAAUAGUGAAGUUCCAGAAUUUUUCGACUCGAGAUUAGAAUGGAAAUAUUGCAAAACAAUCGGACACGUCCGUAAUCAAGGAAAUUGUGGAUCUUGUUGGGCUCAUGGUACCACCGGAGCGUUCGCUGAUCGACUGUGCGUAGCGACGAAUGGAGAAGUCAAUGAACUCAUAUCCGCCGAAGAACUAACGUUCUGCUGUCACAGAUGCGGUUUUGGAUGUAAUGGAGGUAACCCAUUGAGAGCUUGGCAAUAUUUUAAAAGACACGGCGUUGUCACCGGAGGCGACUUCAACACUACCGAUGGAUGCCAACCGUACAGAGUACCACCUUGCGUGAGAGACGACGAGGGACACAAUUCAUGCUCGGGACAGCCAACCGAACGUAAUCAUAAAUGUUCGAAGAAAUGUUACGGUGACGAUAAAAUCGAUUACAAGAGUAACCAUUACAAAACGAAAGACGCGUAUUACCUCAGUAACACAACUAUGCAGAAAGACACGAUGGUGUACGGACCCAUUGAGGCGUCGUUCGACGUAUACGAUGACUUUAUGAAUUACGAAUCGGGAGUUUACCAAAGGACAGAGAACGCAUCGUACCUGGGAGGACAUGCAGUUAAAAUGAUCGGAUGGGGCGUAGAAGAAGGUACACCGUAUUGGCUGAUGGUCAAUUCUUGGGGCGAACAAUGGGGUGCCAGUGGGAUGUUUAAAAUACGCAGAGGCACAGAUGAAUGUGGUAUUGAAAGUUCAUGCACAGCAGGCGUGCCUUCAGUUUAAGACAUCUAUCAUUUUAUUGUAAAUGAAAAUACUACAUUAUUACUUCACCCACUAUUCAUUGAUUUUAUUAAUAUAAUUAUACGAAAUAUACACAAUGCCAACCUAGAAUGAACCAAAUAUAAUUACAUUAACCGAAUUAGAGUCUUAAGUACCAAUA
Messenger RNA from Metopolophium dirhodum (rose-grain aphid), 1299 nucleotides. RefSeq names its product cathepsin B-like cysteine proteinase 3. The record is from RefSeq and is a predicted model, not a curated record. The transcript has 6 exons. Gene Ontology annotation, biological process: regulation of catalytic activity. Gene Ontology annotation, cellular component: lysosome. NCBI's taxonomy places the organism in Eukaryota, Metazoa, Arthropoda, Insecta, Hemiptera, Aphididae. Gene Ontology annotation, molecular function: cysteine-type endopeptidase activity. Bases 135 to 1142 code for a protein of 335 amino acids.